Messenger RNA from [Torrubiella] hemipterigena, 2334 nucleotides. Lineage: Eukaryota; Fungi; Ascomycota; Sordariomycetes; Hypocreales; Clavicipitaceae. The record is from the annotation of a GenBank genome assembly.
CCUUGAUGUCAAAAUGCUGCAGGUACCAAAAGCUGAUAGGAAUCGUAAUGGAUAGGCCAUAGUUUGGAUUAGCGCUUUUGAUAGCAUGUCGAAGACGACGGAGGAAAGGCGGAAAGUUGACAAAAUCGGUUGGGCGACCACUGCGAUCCGGGGCACCAGGAUAUUCCCUGCAUAUACAAAGUUUAUCGUCGACUAACAUCCCUCUUCUCAUCAGAUGUUUUGAAUGGAUUCACCAAAGUAAACAACAUUACAGACUUGCCGAAGAAUGACCUUUGCUCAUACUGCAACAUUAACAAGCUCAGUCUGAUGCAAGGCUCUCCCUAUUCCGGCUAUGACAACCAGACAAUCCAACAACAGUACAAGUACACAGCAACCACCUGUGGCAAGAACGAUGCUGUCUUUGAUCCAACUCCAGGCGGCUUCCACCCCAACAAUACACUUCCCCCGGACAACACAUGUAUCUCCCACAAGAGAUAUAUAACAAAGGACGGUGAUUCAUGCGAUUCUAUCGCCCUUGGAAACAAUGUUUCGUCUGCUGCAUUGUUCUGGAUUAAUCCCCAGAUUCAAAACUGCACCUCCAUUCUCCCCAAGCAAACACUGUGUCUCCCUCUAUCAUGCCCUUCGCUCUACAAAGUCAAGCCAGAGGAUAGCUGUAUUGGUAUCGCAACCGCCAACACAGUUACGAAGCAGAGCCUCUUGUCCUGGAAUCCUGCUCUCAACCAGACGUGCGCAAACCUGCAAAGCGGUGUCUGGGGAAGUGUUCUUUGCGUAGCGCAAACACCACAACCUGUAGGCUCUAACAACGGAACUAGUCUUGAUCCUUGGACAGGCGGUAAUGGUAUUGUCACAUCCAACGUGACUGCUCCGACGGGCUCCUCCAUUGCAGACAAAACAACGCCUCACUGCGGUGGUUGGUACACGGCCAUUGAGACAGACUCCUGUGCCAGCAUCUGUAUUAAGAACGGCGUCACCUAUCCCAUCUUCCUAGGGUCUAACCCAUCGCUACACGACACUUCUUGCGACAAGGAUCUGGCUCCCGGAAAAGCAUACUGUGUGCACCCAUCAUCAACAUGGAACGUGACUAUGGUUGAUCGCAGUACCUGGGAAUUCAGCAACCAAACAUUUGGUGGCUCACUUGGGUUUGCCAACUUCAACAAUCAGAAGCUAGGGCCUCUUACUGCCGAAACUCACGGCCAAUUCACCACUGACACUCGAAAGCUCGUUAUUACUAGCAGAGCCUACACGAAAUUAGGCUUUGACGACAUAUGGAGUGACUCUACACUAGAGGGAGAUGUUGACAUAAAGUCUGCAUCUGGAGCAGCCGGGUUCUUCUUCCGAUCUAGUAAUGUGACAGAUGGACACUACGACUACGAUGAAUACUUCGUAGGUCUCUCCAAUCGAGGGUAUAUUAUUGUGACCAUACACUCCCGCGCCAACGGAAGUGACACACUUGCGACUGUUAAGGCCCCAGACAUUACCCAGAAAAAAGGACAGCAUCACCUCAAGAUCCAUGUGGCUGCAGAUACGAUUCAAGUCUAUCUGAAUGAUAUCAAAACCGCGAAGGUUAAAGUCAACGACAAGACGUAUACACAAGGAACAGUGGGCAUUCGCGCAGCUUCAUGUGAGAACUGCACGUUUGACAAUAUUCGUCUAGCGCCUCUUCAAGACUCCGAGAUUGCUUUUGACUUUGCAGACGGGACUCUAAGCGGGUGGGAGACGGCCAAUACUGACCUCUGGAGCGCCGCCUCCCGGGCCUUCGUGGGCAAAAGCUCCGAUGGCGGCAGGAUUCUCUCACCGAAAACCAUCUCGGGCGACAUCACCCUCGAAGCAGACCUCAUCCUGCCCACGUCUUCCAACAGCAAUGCAGGUUUUAUCUUCAAUGUGACUGAAGCUGGUCCCGGCGCGACUAACUUCCAGGGCUACUAUGUUGGCUUCGAUGUUAGCGGCUCUGUAAGCAUCAACCAAAUCAGCCACGCCUCGAAAGAACUGACUUCGACUCGAUACAACAACUACCAGGCGGACAGUGUCUUUCACGUUAUGAUCCGUGCCACGCAGAUAAGCAUCUCGGUCUUCAUCGAUGAUAUGCAGACUCGUGUUCUAACGACACCCAUCACGGGAUCACCGCUCGCUGGUCAGUUUGGCAUAGCGGUGCACAACACCGAUGUGACGGUUAAGAAUUUGUACGCAUACCCCUCCUUAGGUUAGCUUAACUUGGACAUGUAUGGUUUUGUCUUUGCCUUUGCGCUUAGUAAAAGUUGAUGUGACGUUGGAGGUUGGUGUCCGAGAAAGCCCCGUCGCAGCCUGAUACACACCAUGUAGCGCGUCAAGCCCUAC